Molecule: messenger RNA, 1259 nt
Organism: Telopea speciosissima
Lineage: Eukaryota; Viridiplantae; Streptophyta; Magnoliopsida; Proteales; Proteaceae
Product: rac-like GTP-binding protein 5
Exons: 8
Coding region: 230-823 (197 amino acids)
Biological process (GO): actin filament organization; regulation of cell shape; establishment or maintenance of cell polarity
Cellular component (GO): plasma membrane; cell cortex; cell projection
Molecular function (GO): GTPase activity; protein kinase binding; GTP binding
Source: RefSeq, a predicted model, not a curated record
GAGAGAGAGAGAGGGGGGAGAGAGAGAGGGGGGAGUUUGGUUUGGGUAAGAGAGAGCCGAUUGAUAGCUGGCGAAGGUGGGUUCGGUCAGCGAACGCUUCCACAGCAUUGAUUCCCGGCUCCUAGAUGUGUAGUUGAAAGGAGAGUGAAAGAGGAGAGAAAGAAGAUUUGAGCGUCGUUCGAGUAGCUGUGUUGUCGUCGGGAGAAGAUCUGAGGCUUCGCCGGCGGAAAUGAGCGCGUCUCGUUUUAUUAAGUGUGUCACGGUCGGGGAUGGUGCCGUUGGUAAAACUUGUAUGCUCAUUUCCUACACCAGCAACACAUUCCCCACGGAUUACGUGCCAACUGUCUUUGACAAUUUCAGUGCAAAUGUGGUUGUGGAUGGGAACACUGUCAACCUAGGGUUGUGGGAUACUGCUGGCCAGGAGGAUUACAAUAGAUUAAGACCUUUAAGCUAUCGUGGUGCUGAUGUAUUCCUGUUGGCUUUCUCUCUCAUUAGCAAGGCUAGCUAUGAAAAUGUUGCCAAGAAGUGGAUUCCUGAACUGAGGCAUUAUGCACCUGGGGUUCCCAUAAUUCUUGUUGGAACAAAGCUUGAUCUUCGGGAUGAUAAGCAGUUUUUUGUAGACCAUCCUGGUGCAGUGCCUAUUACUACGCUUCAGGGAGAAGAGCUGAAGAAGAUAAUUGGUGCUCCUGCCUACAUAGAAUGCAGUUCAAAGACCCAGCAGAAUGUUAAGGCAGUAUUUGAUGCGGCCAUAAAGGUGGUACUUCAGCCUCCCAAGCAGAAGAAAAAGAAGAGAAAGGCACAGAAGAGCUGCUCCAUUUUGUAAUCAAAGAAAGACUACUAGGUGUGAAAGAAAAGAUAACCCCUACCAGCCAGUCCUCUUGAUCUGCAGUCUUUUCUCCCAUGCUGUUGUUCCUUUCCUCUUUCCCCGCCUCCCGAGGAAGUUGCAGGCCUUUGGUGUAUUAUAUAUAGUCUUCAACUGACAGUUGUAGGGAGAGAUUUCUGAUUCAGAAUCAGGUGGUUUAUAUCUAGCUUUCUCGGUCUUUUGUGGUCUGCAACCGAUGGAUGACUCAGCAUUACAUAGUAACAUGCGUAGCUCUUCUCUUUUUUUUUUGUUCUCCCAGAUUUUAGGAUUCGUCUCUCAUAUAUUAACCAGAUGGGAGGAAGACCCCUUCUGAAAAGAACCACUGUUUCUUUGCAUGGACAUGAUUAUAUUCAUAUUUUGUAUCCCUAUUUAAGAAUAUGCUUCCAAAGGUUGGCUA